Sardina pilchardus (European sardine) is the source of this 1769-nucleotide messenger RNA. It is a transcript of the gene dusp22a, whose product is annotated as dual specificity phosphatase 22a. The record is from RefSeq and is a predicted model, not a curated record. Lineage: Eukaryota; Metazoa; Chordata; Actinopteri; Clupeiformes; Clupeidae. The transcript has 7 exons. Gene Ontology annotation, cellular component: cytosol. Bases 420 to 1055 code for a protein of 211 amino acids. Gene Ontology annotation, molecular function: protein tyrosine/serine/threonine phosphatase activity; protein tyrosine phosphatase activity. Gene Ontology annotation, biological process: protein dephosphorylation; signal transduction.
ACAGUGUUAUGGUGUUGCAAAGACUUUAGAGCGCCUAACCACGGGACCAGUGCAUCAGGAGUUAAAAUACAAAUUCUGAUGUCAUGAAGUCUGUGCUGGUUGGAACGAUGUAAUCACUCCAGUGAUCCGGAAGAAGCCUAGUGGGGCAGCAUUAUGGCGCUAGUCGUUCGGACUUUAUUCUGAGGGUCGCCCGUUUGUGACUGAGCGCACAGCCUUUCAAUCGAUCCACCUUUAUCAGCGGUGUCCCGUUAAGACAUGCGGGGCAGAGGCUACCUACUGACGUCGAAACGAAAGUAGCCUACAUGUUUUUGUAGGACGUUCUUUUUAUUCUGUGUGAAGCUACAUGUAAAAAGUGAAACAGCUGUUGACGCACAUCAAAACAAACAGAGGUUAACGUUACCAUUAACUCUUAAGAAGCCAUGGGGAACGGAAUGAAUAAGGUCGUUGAUGGCCUUUAUCUUGGAAAUAUAAGGGAUUCAGAGAAUGUAGACAGCCUUUCCAAGAACGGGAUUACACACAUUCUCUCAGUGUACAACAAUGCCAAGCCAGUCCUAGAGGAUAUGACAUACCUUUGUAUUCAUGCAGCUGAUGCCUCAAGUCAGAACCUGUCACAACACUUCAAAGAGUGUAUCAGUUUCAUCCAUGAGUGUCGACUAAACGGAGGGGCUUGCCUUGUGCAUUGUCUGGCAGGGGUGUCCCGUAGUACCACCAUGGUUGUGGCCUAUCUGAUGACCGUCACCAACUACGGCUGGGAGGACUGCCUGUCAGCGGUCAAGGCUGUGCGUUCCUUUGUGGGCCCAAACUACGGAUUCCAGCAGCAACUUCAGGAGUUCCAGAUGAAACAAGUCUCAGAGUACCGCUCCUGGUUGCAGGCGAGUUACCAACCCAGUCCCCUCAAGGAGCAGGAGCAGGUGGAGGCCCUGCUCACUCUGCUCGCUGAGCAGCAGCAGCAGGAGCGCGAGCGCAGGGGAGAGGGGGACCCGGCGUGGAUGAACCAGGCCUCCGGCGUCUACCCGCUGCCCUACAACGCCUACGGCUCAGACAGCAAGAGCUGAGAGGGUGGAGAUGGGGGGGUCCUCCGUCAGAUCAGGGUUGAGCCGGCGAUUAGCUUGGUGCUUUUUCAGGUCAACACAGAAUCCCCCCCCCCCCACCCCACGCCACCCCAAUCCAACUGUUGAACAGAGCAACUGUGCAUCUGAAGAUAGUCACGCAGAGAUCUUUAGCCCCUCUGACAUAGGACACCCACACACCACUACCGGAAUGUAACAUUAGUAUUUCCUACAUAUGCUCCUCACUAAGUAUGUGUUGUGUUUUGAGGUGAUUGAUCACACCGAAUAAUACCUCCUUUAUGUCAGGAUGUGCAAAUUAGUUUGAUUAGUUUGUGUUUGGCUGCUAAAACCAGGACUUCAAGAGUAAAUAACACUGACUGGGAGGUAAAAGAAUUCGCUCACUGUUACACAAGUUAAGGGGUUUUUGCCUAAGUGCCAGAGAACAGAUAGAUGGUGUCCAACUGAAGAGAGGAUCUUUAAAAGCCAUGUUUUGGGGUUUACUCACAGACUCCCACACUCUACUCAGAUGCCACACUACUUUUAUCAUCAUCCGAUUCUUUUUUAUAAGGUAUCUUUUCAGAAAAAAAAAAAAAAAUGUAUGGUACUUAUUCAGCUGUAUGAGAUAUAUGUAUUUGUUUUGUUUUUCAAUAAUGAUUUAUACAAUUUAAUUGAAAUUAUAUAUAUUUACUGUUAAAUUAAAAUAAAACUAUUUAUACUCAG